GAGGGUGUCUACACACCAAAGGCUGUUACUGAGUACAAGGCCGACAAGGACAACAUCAAGGAUGUCUACAUCAACACAUCAGUCACCGCUAUGGUCGAGAGAGUUCUUUCCGUCUCCAAAUACCUUAUCUAUAUCCCAGAGAAGGACGCAAGAAUGGCUGUCUUGCUUGCCAACUGCAGACUCCCAAGAGACGACGAGAAUGAAGCCCUCAAGAAGUUCAACCAAGAGUCCAUUUCAGAAGUCAGAAAGUUGGUUGGAACCAACGAAGUCACCGUCGACUUCAGAAACUUCAACAAAGGAAACUUCCUCGUUGAUAUCACCGUUAAGAAGACAUCAUUGGUCCACUAUGUCUUGGACAACGCAUUUGCCCAAUUUGCUGGAAAGGAAAACACUUCUGAGAAGAAUGAGGCUGCUAAAGAGAACUCUACUGGUAUCUACCAAUUCAAAUCUGCUGAGAGAAAGACCGAAGAAGUCGCUAAGCCAGUUGAGAAGAAGGAAUUCAAGAAGCACGACGAGAUCAGAUUUGGUGCUGAGCAAAAAGUCUAUUUGACUGGAUUUGAUGGAUCUAAGGUGUACUACUACAACUCCGUUGAAGACACAAAGUUCAUUGAAGACAUGUCAAAGAAGUUUGCUGUCAUCAAGAAGGCUGCUUUUGAGCUUAAAGUUGGUGAAAUGGUUGCCGUUGAAUACAAAGGAAAGUGGUACAGAGCCAAUGUUGUCGUUGUUGCUCCAAAAGCCAACAUUCUCAAGUGUGUUGAUACUGGUGUCUUUGUCACUGUUGGCAAGAAGAAGACCAAGAUGAUUGGCGAAGAAGAAAAGAAGGCUCCAAUCAACGUCAAGUCUAUUGGCCUUGUUGCCAUUGACUGCCUUAUCAAGGGAAAGAACGUCGAGUUUGACAUGAUGGUGAACACCGUCCUUGAGUUCUGCAACAAGGAAGCGUCAAUUUACAUCUCAGGAAAGGCCGAGACUGAAGCCGCCAAGGUGGUUGUUGGCAAUGUCUGCAUCAACACCAUUUUGGUUCAGAACGGUCUUGCCACGUUGUCCAGAUUCUUCAAGGACAACACCGAGUGGGGAACAGCACUCACUUAUGCCCAGGCUGCUGCCAAGGAAGGACACAUGAACGUCUGGAGAUAUGGUGAGAUCUUCGACGAGAAUGAGGGUAAAGAGUUUGACAGAAAGGACGGUUCAAAGGAUGCUAAAGGAAAGAAGCCAAAAUCUGCUCCAAAAGAGCACAAGGCUGAAACAGAAAAGAAGAACUAA
This is a messenger RNA of Entamoeba invadens IP1, 1260 nucleotides long. RefSeq lists its product as hypothetical. The transcript has a single exon. Gene Ontology annotation, cellular component: nucleus; cytosol. The annotation marks the transcript as partial. Gene Ontology annotation, molecular function: RNA binding; nuclease activity. The record is from RefSeq and is a predicted model, not a curated record. Gene Ontology annotation, biological process: mRNA catabolic process. Lineage: Eukaryota; Evosea; Mastigamoebida; Endamoebidae.